This is a messenger RNA of Scomber japonicus (chub mackerel), 3152 nucleotides long. Its product is annotated as dynein axonemal assembly factor 5-like. The coding region runs from base 1 to 2532 and encodes 843 amino acids. Gene Ontology annotation, biological process: cilium movement; outer dynein arm assembly; inner dynein arm assembly. Gene Ontology annotation, cellular component: cytoplasm. The record is from RefSeq and is a predicted model, not a curated record. Gene Ontology annotation, molecular function: dynein intermediate chain binding. The transcript is spliced from 13 exons. Lineage: Eukaryota; Metazoa; Chordata; Actinopteri; Scombriformes; Scombridae.
AUGGCGGCUGGAGAUGAGCAUGCUGCUUCGGAAGUUUUGAGAGGACUCGCCAGACAUUUAAACUGUCUGAACGAAGACAACAAGGCGACAAGAAAGAGGGCUCUUGAGUUGAUCAAGAGGGAGACUGUUGAUAAAAAGCUCUCCGGAGCCGUCCAACAGGAGGUUUUCUCUGCCCUCCUCAAACCUCUCCUCAAGUGUCUGUCAGAUCCGAUGGAAAGAUGCAGAGAAACAGCAAUAACGACGAUAACAGAGUUUAUUCGCUGUGUCCCUAAACCGGAGGAGUCGCUGCCUUACCUCAUGCCCUGCCUGGCUCAGCGGCUUGGGGAGAAAGAGAUCCACGAGCCGUCGGAGGAGCUCCGGCUGUCCGCCAUGGAGAUGUUGACUCUGACGGUGGAGGUGUGCGGGACGCAGUUAGCACCCUAUCUGUCUGAAAUGUUCAAUAUACUGCAGAGAACCAUCGUCGACCCCUUCCCAGACGUCAAAAGAGAAAGUUGCAAAUGUAUCGUAAUCUUUGCCAAGUGUUUGCCAGAGCACUUUCACAUGCAGGCUGAGAGUCUGGUCACACCUCUCAUGCAGACGAUUGCACAUCAGCACUCCCGGGUACGAGUGUCUGUCAUCGAGGCCACCGGGGCGGUCAUUCAGCAAAGCAGUGGCAAAAAUGUGGAUGACGUCAUCUCUCACCUGGCACAGAGACUGUUUGAUGACUCACCACAGGUGAGAAAAGCUGUGACUGUAGUUGUUGGUGAUUGGCUGCUACACAUGCGAGAUAGAUACUCUUAUUUCCACAAACUCAUCCCACUCCUGCUGAGCAACAUUAAUGAUGAGAUUCCUGAAAUAAGACUUCUAGCAGUUGAUUUAUGGAGGCAGGUAGGCGCCCAGUGGGAGAAGGAGAAUGAGGAUGACAUCAAGGACAAGAUGGACUUUCUCCUGACUGCACCACCCCUCUACCCACCAGCAGUGGAGCGUCCAGGACUUGGCUGCAGAGAGUUGGUGGUGAGGAACCUUGGCAGGUUGGUGCCUGCCAUCACCCACGACGUGACCGACUGGCUGGUUCCUACACGGGUCAGGACAUCCCAGCUUCUCUCUGUGCUGCUGCUCCAUGCAGAGGACCAUAGCACCCAGCACCUCCAGCCUCUCCUGGCCACUCUCUACCACGCCUGUACUGACUCAGAGAAGGACGUGGUCAGCAAUUGCCUGUCAGCUGCUAAACUGUUGGGGACCUUUGUCUCUCCUGCGGUCAUCCUCAAGCUGCUGCUGGAUCAUGUGACAACCCCAUCCUCUUCCGCCUUCCCCUGGGCCCCCCUCAUGGUGCUGGCUGCGGUGCUGGGAGGCUGCUCCAAACCUCUCCUUAAACCACAUCUCCAGCAGAUCGCCGACACACUGGCCCAGCCUGACGUUUGCCAGGAAUAUCAACAGGUUAUGUACUUGGAGCAGCUUUUGGCCUGUGUGGAUGUGCUGCUGUGUCAGUGUGAGUCAGACUGUGGCUCAGUCAGCCUGCAGCUGCUGCAGGUGCUGGUCAGUGUCCAGAGUCUCUCCACUGAGCCACAGUUGAGUGAAAAGGCCCUGGAGUGUGUACGGUGCUUGAGUAAGGUGCAGGGUCUGGACGCAGUGAUGGAGCUCUAUAGACAACAUAUGGGCCAGCUGUUGGACUGGCUGUCUGCAUCUGUCAGCACCUGGUCCAGUUACUCCCCACAAAGACUCCAACUGCAUAUCAUAGUCAUCCAAUCAGGCCCAGUGAUUGGGGAAUUUGUGAGCCAGUUAAUGCCUCUUCUCCAUGGCUGCCUCCAACCAGACAGAGACCCAGAGAUGAGGAUGACAAUCUUCACAAUGCUGGCCAAGUUGCUGUUGGAUGCAGGCAACACACUGGAUUCCCAGGGGCAUUUUCGUAAUGAGUCUGAGAAGUUCCUGUGUGACAUCCUGCUUCCUAACCUGGUCUGGCAUGCAGGCCGGACUGCUGCUGCCGUCCGGACCUCAGCAAUCAGCUGUCUGCUGGCCCUACUGCAUGGGGGCGGCAUCACAUCUGGACAGCUGCUUUGCAUGGAGGAAAAGCUGACUCCUCAGGUGUUAUCAGCCCUGGAAGAGGACUCUCAGAUGGGUAGACUGUUGGCUUGUCGCUCUCUGUCCGCCAUACUGCUACUCAUAGGAUCCAGUCUGCACCCUGAGGCCCUCAAUAAGCUCUACCCUGAGUUGCUUAAGCGUCUGGAUGAUAGCAGCGAGGAGGUGCGCAGCGUAGCCCUGCAGGCCCUGGGGCUGUGGCUGUCCAGUUUGACCAAAGACUACAACCCCGAGCUCUGUGCCCCUCAUCUGCAGUUCCUCUUCCAGCAGCUUCUCCUGCACCUAGACGACCCCGACAGUUCGGUGCAGGACCAAGUGCUCGAGAUCCUGAAGAAAGGUAGCUCGGUCCACCCAUCACUUCUAAAGACGGAAGUGGAGGCAGUGAGGGACAAACAGCGGAGUCCUCUGUACUGCGACCAGCUGCUGCAACACAUCAGCUCACUGCCCACAGAGACUUCAGCAGACUGUCCUGAGUGACAAGCCACACAUUCAAAACAGACACAGAGACUGAUGUUUGUGCCUUUAAUCCAAUAACUCUCUCUUUUUGCUGUGAAAAUGGUUUUGAUGAACAAUCUAUAACAGCACACUGAAUAAUACAAUGGAGCAUUUUUAACUGAAGUUUAACUCCGCUAUUAUCCUGCUGUCAACUUUAAAUCUUUAAAGUCCUUGUGUGAGCGAGUGGAUGACUGAAUUUUCAUUUUUUUUUAAAGUAAACUUUUCAAUACGUUUUUGAAGUUGAAAUGUCUCCUUUACACUUGUUUGAGUUGAGUUGUUUCUCCAGUCACUGCUUUUUAUUCAUUUGGUUCUGAUGUUUGGAUUUAAUGAAAACAAAGAUUAUUUUUUUGUAUUAUUCACUGUGGUUGUGUUUACAUGUUUCAUUAAUACACAUAUGAGAUCUCUUUGUUCAUAUCUACAGGAUGUGAUACAGUAUCAUUCCUGCACCCACUCUAUCAGCAUCCCAGCCUCCAGAUGGUGCUGGGCCUGAGAGGUGAUGCUCAUGUGAUAUUUGUCUUUAAAGUGCAGUUGUUUGCUUUGUGUUUAAAGAAAACCUGACAAUUAAUGUGUCACAAAUCACAUUAAAAUAUAUCUUAAUAUUU